AUGCACAUCACAACGGAGUUCUCUCUCUCUCUCUCUCUCUCACUCUCUCUCUCUCUCUCCAGUUUUAGAUUUACUGACUGUUCUCUCUAUUUCUUGAACAAUGUCUGAAAGUUCGUUCUCAAAGCUUUCCGACGACGUUGUUCUUAACAUAUUCUUCAGGCUGGAGGAAGACCCUAGAAACUGGGCUCGACUAGCUUGCGUUUCCAGCAAAUUCUCCUCUCUGAUUCGCAACAUAUGCUGGAAAAUCAGAUGUUCUCAGACCAUACCCUCUGUCGUCGAUGAUCUCUUCUCCACCUCCGCCGUGCCGGCCGGUGACUGGGCCUCUCUACACAAGCUCGCCGUUUGCUGCCCUGGCCUUUCCCUCGCCGGUGUCCUCCUUGAAAACUCCGAUUUCGGGCUCGAACGCGAGCUUGGGCCCGAUGGGAAUCAUCGAGGAAAUGAAUUAUUUCAGUCUGGUCAGUCCCGAACAAUUCCUUCUUCGAGCGAUAAUGAUGGUGAUACUGGGUCAACCGUUUGUGGGGCAGAUUGUGGUUGGUCUCUGUUUGAUGAUCUUUAUCAUGAUACCCUUUACAAUGCUUCUGAAUCAUCUCAAGAUAUGCCCGAAAUGGCCAAAGAUCCAGAAAAGGGUGUUGUGAAACCAGCUUGUGAUUUUGCUGUUUGUAAGAGAAGAAAGAUUUGUAGAUCUCUGAGGUCUCAUUUGGCUUCUGGGAUUUGGAGUUUAAGCCGAGAACAGGGCAAUAAGUUGCUCGGGAGUCGAUUUAAAGGGGAUUGUUUGUACAUUUGUGAUUGGCCUGGUUGUGUUCACAUAGAGGAGAAGCGAAAUUACAUGCUUUUCAGGGGGAUUUUCAAGAAUUUCAAGCAGUCGAGGGUUUGGAGGACGAUCAAUGAUAACGAUGGGAAUCGGAGAAAGAUUGAUCUGAGUUGUGCGUUUUGCUCUUGCAGACAAACUUGGGAUCUGCAUUCUGCAUUUUGCUUGAGGCGGUAUUUCGGGUUCCAUGAGGAUGGUUCACCACAUGUUCGAGCUUAUGUUUGUGAGAACGGCCAUGUUUCUGGAGCGUGGACGGACUGGCCUUUGUACACUUAAAUUGGCUGUUUCUUCAUAGGGAUGAGUACCUCUCUGUUCACCUUCAUAUUUGAGGAAUGCUUCGAUGCUGAUUGUUGCAAGAAUUUAUUAUGAGAGCGAGGUGUGCUUGGAUUUCUGCUUAUUUUGGGUUUGUUGCUUCUAGUGUUGUUAUAUUUAUUGUCUGUUUUUAACACAUCAAUGUUCAUGAUCUAAGAAAAGGGAGUUGUUUGAAAUUGGGUCCUGCAAAAUGGUUGUCAUGAAGGUGUUAUUCUUAUUUCAUAAUGAUUUUUAUUUUUGAAAACUCGA
Messenger RNA from Ilex paraguariensis (yerba mate), 1369 nucleotides. Lineage: Eukaryota; Viridiplantae; Streptophyta; Magnoliopsida; Aquifoliales; Aquifoliaceae. The record is from the annotation of a GenBank genome assembly.